Sceloporus undulatus (fence lizard) is the source of this 1134-nucleotide messenger RNA. RefSeq names its product actin-1-like. NCBI's taxonomy places the organism in Eukaryota, Metazoa, Chordata, Lepidosauria, Squamata, Phrynosomatidae. The transcript has a single exon. The record is from RefSeq and is a predicted model, not a curated record. The coding region runs from base 1 to 1134 and encodes 377 amino acids.
AUGACAGAGCUCAAAGCUUUAGACAUCCCAGCGGUCAUUUUUGACAACGGGUCCGGAUUAUGCAAGGCUGGCAUUUCUGGGGACAGUGCCCCGCGGUCGGUUAUCACAGCCAUCGUGGGCCGCUCCAAAGCCAAAGCCACCAUGCUUGGAGCUGGCCAGAAGGAGUUCUACGUUGGAGAAGAAGCUCAGUCCAAACGGGGAGUCUUGUCCCUGAAUUACCCCAUUGACCAUGGCAUAGUGACCUCCUGGGAUGACAUGGAGAGAAUAUGGAAGCACCUCUAUGAAUGUGAACUGAGAAUCAAGCCCAGCGAAAGGCCAGUGCUGUUGACGGAAGCCCCGCUGAAUCCUCUACGGAACCGGGAAAGAAUGACCAAGAUCAUGUUUGAAAAUUUCAAGGUGCCAGCCAUGUACGUUGCCGUCCAGGCAACGCUGGCCCUCUAUGCGUCCGCACGCACCACUGGGAUGGUCAUGGACAGCGGAGAUGGCGUCACUCACACUGUCCCUAUCUACGAAGGCUACUGUUUGCCCCAUGCCGUCUCCAGGCUGGACAUUGCGGGACGGGAUAUUACUGAAUACUUCAUGAGGCUUCUUUUGGAGAGCGGCCAUUCUUUUGUCAGCACGGCUGAAAGAGAAAUUGUGAAGGACAUCAAGGAGAAGCUAUGCUACGUCGCUCUAGAUCCUGCCCAAGAAAUUAAAGCGAAGCCAGAAUAUCUAUUGAGGGAGUAUAACUUGCCGGAUGGGAAUGUCAUACGGAUUGGCAGUCAGUUGUUUCGGGCACCUGAGGCCCUCUUUGCCCCUUCCUAUGUCGGCGUUGACGCUCCCGGUAUACACCGCAUGAUUUUCAGAAGCAUCAUGAAAUGUGACAUCGAUGUCCGCAGAGACCUUUACAGCAACGUCCUCCUCUCUGGGGGAUCCACCUUGUUUUGUGGGUUGGAUGAGCGCAUGUUGAAAGAAAUGCAGCUCCAAGUGCCCAUCGGCAUCCCGGUAAGGAUUAUUGCGCCACCAGAGAGGAAGUAUUGCGUGUGGAUUGGCGCCUCUAUUCUGACUUGCUUGUCCACCUUCAAGCGAAUGUGGAUCACCGUCAGCGACUACAAAGAGUUUGGCCCAGGCGUGGUUCAUCGGAAAUGUUUUUAA